AUGGACAAAUAUCGACCAAAGAGGCCCACCACGCUAGCUCUCCUGCCACAGCGACCACAAGCCGGAACCCAGGACACCAUUAACAACAAUUCUCUUGGGAAGAAGGACAGAUGGAAGGACUCCCGAUCUUCAUCCCCACACAUUACAGGGGAUCAGACACAACCUGAUAGCCAAUCAAAAGCAGAGGACAAAGUCCGACCCUGCAACCGACGCCCUGCCCCUAAACCUCCAACUGCCAAUGGUGCCAACAGCAGCGCUGGCACUCAAGCUGCACCAAAUGACGCGCGGGCUCGAUUACGAGAAAGGCAGCCGCCAGGAGCCACGAACACUCAGUCCUUGAGCAUGCCUAGGAGUCAACGGAGAGGUGGAGCAGUGGGAGCAGGAAGAGGAAGAGGAGGAGGGAGAGGAGCAGGUGCGAUGAGAGAGAGGAGCUCAGGGGAUAUCAGAGGCAAGGAUGGAGUGACAUCGGGGAAGGAAGAACGAAAAGGUGGAAGAUUGUGCGAGGAAUCUAAGGGGAAGGAGAAAGGUAAAACCAUAAAUCAAAGACUUAAAAGCUCGAGCGCAGAUGGGAGAGGAAAACUAUGUGCCAAAAAGGAUGACCCGGCUUCAAGGGCAAAGCCCAAAAACUCACUCCCUAAUCAGGUUUACCUGACAGCCAUGGUGGUCCCACGCACACCAGUCGCACCAAGGAAGGAGGACAAGACAAAGGUCCAAGGUCAAAACCAUGACAGGACAAAUCAAAAGCCUACUGUUCAGUCCCAGUCUAGCAGUGAAGGGGCAUCCAACAGAAUGUCCCUCAGCUCAGACACCGAGGGACCCCCACCAGAACCCCAGCAACCACCUCGAUCCCAUCAAGCAAACCCUGAUAUCCAUGAAGAGGAAGUGGAGGGAGAAUCUUCCACCGAAUCCUGUCCUAAAAAAGAUGCCAAAUCAGAGAAGAGCCAAUCAAAAGUGAAGCCAAUGCUUGUAAAUGAUGACAACGUGACUGAGAGCACCAAAUCGGUCUCUCAGGGAGAUCUUGUGGGUUCUCAAACUGUACCAAAGAGUGAUGCGUCUCUGGUGUUAAAUAACGACUCUGCAAAAAACACUAUGGUGGUUGGCGAACAUGCUCAACUGGGAUUGGUUGCGGUCAAGGACAGUAAGAGCGGGCACAAUGAUGACAGUGACGCAGAGACAGUCUAUCAGUCAGCCAAUGAGGAGGAAGAUCCCGAGUAUGAAGAGGAGAGGAAAAGGAAAGAAGAAGAAACGUGGAAACAAGAGCGGAGGAAAGAAGAAGAAAUGAGAAGAAAGGAGGACGAGAAAAGAAAGAUGAAAGAAGAAGACUUGAGGAGACGGCGGGAGGAGGAAGUGAAAAGGAGGAGGGAGGUGGUGGCAAGGGUCAGUAAGCACCCCAAAAUAAUCUCAACCAGAACAUCGGACCAAGAGGAAUCAAUUGGAGGGAGAGCCUGUGCUCCAAGAACCAAAAAGUUCAUUAACCUGUUUUCUUCUGACAAUGACUACAGUUCCACAGGCGCUGGUUCUUUUGGUGUGUUUUCUUGUGUUUUGGAUGGAGUAGAGCAACAGCAGAGCCACAGAGCUGUAUACAGGUUUGUUCCUCGUCAUUCCGACGAGCUGUACCUUGAGACAGAUGACCCAGUCUUAAUUCUCAACCAGUCUGAGGAUCUGUGGUGUCAGGGUUACAACAUGCGGACUGGAGCUACUGGAAUCUUUCCUGCUUUCUAUGCUGUGAGGCUAACAAAAAAUACUAACAAGGGACUAAAGGAUGGUUCGAUAGAGCAGUUCCUUGUACGAUUCUUAGGUUCUGUUCAAGUGCCCAUCCACAAAGGCAGUGAUGUGUUGUGUGCUGCCAUGCGCAAGGUUGCAUAUAACAGGCGCUUAGCCGGGCAGCCUCCCUCGCCCUGUGUGCUCGAGGUCAGUGUGAGGGGUGUGAAGAUCAGCGUCCAGGACCAGUGUCACUCUGCCCACAGGGGAGAACAGUGUUUUCAUUUCUUCCAUUUGAAGAACAUAUCAUUUUGUGGCUGCCAUCCAAAACAUAGCAAGUACUUUGGUUUCAUCACCAAACAUCCUGACCAACAACGUUUUGCCUGUCAUGUAAUGAUGUCAGACACAACUUUACAUCCUUUGGCCAAGUCAGUAGGGAAAGCCUUCCAGCAGUAUUACAAGGAACAUAUUGGAUACUCUUGUCCCACUGAAGACAUCUUUAUUGAAUAA
Messenger RNA from Nerophis lumbriciformis (worm pipefish), 2211 nucleotides. Lineage: Eukaryota; Metazoa; Chordata; Actinopteri; Syngnathiformes; Syngnathidae. The record is from RefSeq and is a predicted model, not a curated record.